This is a messenger RNA of Dentiscutata heterogama, 1434 nucleotides long. NCBI's taxonomy places the organism in Eukaryota, Fungi, Glomeromycota, Glomeromycetes, Diversisporales, Gigasporaceae. The record is from the annotation of a GenBank genome assembly.
AUGACAAUCAACUUGACACAUCCUUCCUUGAAUACAAAGGAAUUUAAGAACUUCUGGAAACGACUAUUAUUCUGGUAUUUAGUUAAUUCUAAAACAAAUAAUCCAAAACAUUUAAAAUUUAUAAACCAACUCUUAAGAGAUAGUGAAAAUGGUGAUGACAUAUAUGACCAUUUUCCCUCCCCCAGUGACGAAAGUAAUAAUAAUGACAAUAUAGGAAUUGUAAUUAAAGGUUUUAAUUGGGCUGGAUCUAUUCAAGUUAGUCGUGACGAUAAAAUUGCUGAUGUAAAAGAAAAUAUUCGAGAAAAUUAUGAUAUUGAGAUUGAUGAGCAAACUAUUCUCUAUAAAUAUGUAACCUUGGAUAACUUUAAAAAAAUUAGAGAUUUAAACAUUAGCUCUGGCGAUAUCUUUCAUUUAAUAAAAAAUAAAGUUCCUCUAAGAACUAAAGAAUUUAAUGACGGACUUCAUACCGUAUCUUCUACUAAACAACCUAUUCAAGAAGAAGGAAAAAUAAAAGUCAUUCUUCCAAACCGUGUAAUUGAAGUUCCUGCAUCUUCAGGAGAUAAAAUUAAAAGCUUGGAACAAGUCAUUUUUGACAGGGCAGGCAUCUGUAAUAGUAGGCAAUCAAGCUCAUACAACUUAUACAAUACUUGUCGUGAAAAAGUUUAUCUGAAGAUUUGUUUUAAGAACAGAGUUUUAAAUGAAUCUGGUAAUCUUGAUUCUACUCUUGAAUCUUUUGACAUUUCACCUUGUAAACCUGGCAAAAAAUAUAAUAGUCUCAAUACUUUGUUUUGUAUGGUUUUUCUUAAUGGUGCAACAAGGGAUAAAAUAGAAUUUGGGUCAAUUUUACCCUUCACAAUACAGUAUGUUGAAUUGGAAGUUGUUUUCGCUCGAUUAGUAACUAGUGAUAAUUUGAAUCACAUGAAGCUUUUGAAAUAUUUUGCCAAAUUUGCUAAAGAUCUUAAAGAAAUUGAUAUUGAAAAAUUAAUAAGGGCCAAAAUUUGGAUAAAGGAAUGUAAUGAUAGUAAUAAAUCUGUAAAUGAUGUCAAUGUUCAGAGAUAUUUGGCAAGAGAUUUGUAUACCCGUGCCAUCAUAAUAGAGAACUUGAUUGAUUUUGGUGAAAUUGCAAACAAGUUUUUAAAAGAUUGUGGCGUAAAAACAAGAACAGAAUACCAUAAGUCGUCUAGGGAAUUCUGGUCAAAGCUUAGUAAUAAGGAUACAUAUACUAAUAUCUUAGAAACUAUUGCAUACAGCUAUGAAAAUUUAAAUACAAUGAAACCUGGAAUUCUUGAUACAAUGAAACGAUGUCCAAUCUUGUUAGGUGUAAAGAAAGAAGUAGAUAUUUCUGGAACAAUGACAGAGGUUUAUGAAUUAGCCUGCGCUAGAGAAAUUUUUAUAAAUGAUAAUGAUAAUAUCGAAGUAUAUUUAAUCCAUUAA